AUGUCAACCUCUACCAACCCACCUUUCGGUACCCCGCUCCUCCAAUAUUUUCCCUUCCCCUCCAACUAUCUCAACAUCAACCACGGCUCGUUUGGUGCCUAUCCCACCACAGUUCGAGAUGCGUUGCGGGAGUAUCAGCGACAGACUGAUGCUGAACCCGACAAUUUCAUCCGAUACAAGCUCCCAGAGUUGAUCGACUCAUCUCGCAGCGCAGCUGCGGAACUGAUCAAUGCCGACGUCGAUAAUGUGGUUCUCAUCCCCAAUGCUUCUACGGGCGUCAACACUGUCUUGCGCAACCUGUCGUAUAAGCCAGGGGACAAGAUUGUGUAUCUAGGCACGACGUAUGGUGCCUGCGAGAAGGCUGUGAUACAUCUAGUGGAUACAUAUGCCCCGGAAGGCGCGGUGGAGGGCAUCAAGGUGGAAGUAGAGUACCCGGUGUCGAGUGAUGAGAUCUUGCGGCGGUUUGAGGAGGCAAUCUCCCAGAAGGGGGUGCGUAUCGCUUUGUUCGAUACCAUUUCAAGCCUUCCGGCCCUCCGGUUACCGUUUGAGAAGAUGGUUGCUCUGUGCAAGAAGUACAACGUCCUCAGUCUGAUUGAUGGUGCUCAUUCUGUGGGAGCCAUUGAACUCGACAUGCGAAGCUUAGAUCCUGACUUCUUCGUUAGUAACUUGCACAAGUGGCUUUAUACCCCUCGCUCUUGCGCAGUCUUCCAUGUCCCUGCGCGAAAUCAUCAUCUUAUCAAAACAUCAUUCCCUACAUCCCACGGCUACCAACCCGAAGAACGCCCAGGACGGCCAAAAGUCCACAACCCCCUUCCAGCGAGCUCGAAGUCAGCAUUUGUACAGCUAUUCGACUUUGUCGGAACAAUAGAUUAUGCCCCUUUUCUAUGUGUCCCCGAAGCCAUCAAAUUCCGGAAAGAAAUCUGCGGCGGCGAGCAAAAGCUUUUGCAAUACAUCACCAAUCUUGCAAAACAAGGAGGAGAUCAUGUCGCUAGUAUUCUCGGAACCGAAGUCCUAGGUGAUGAGGAUCAGAGAAAGUCUCCAAUGGUCAUGGUCCGAUUACCCCUGACAUUCACGUCCGAGGAGAUUCAUCAGGGAAAACAGCAUCUGCUUCGUGAAAAGAUUGAAAGGGAGAUUUCAGAGAAGUAUGGAACCUGGAUUCCACUGAUUUACCAUGGAGGUCACAUGUUUGUGAGACUAAGUGGACAGGUCUAUUUGACCUUGGAGGAUUUUGAGAAAGCUGGUCAGAUUUUGUCCAAAGUAUGCAAAGCGCAGCAGAUGUCCAAGCUCUAG
This is a messenger RNA of Talaromyces marneffei, 1290 nucleotides long. RefSeq lists its product as uncharacterized. Bases 1 to 1290 code for a protein of 429 amino acids. The record is from RefSeq and is a predicted model, not a curated record. The transcript has 2 exons. NCBI's taxonomy places the organism in Eukaryota, Fungi, Ascomycota, Eurotiomycetes, Eurotiales, Trichocomaceae.